CCUUCUUAAGAAGAAGGCUCUUGGUUUCAUUUCGUCCCAUAAUCUUCCAAACUUCACCAAAAUAAAUUCUCAAGAAAAAUAAAAACUUUUUUUUUCCUCUUCAUAGUAAUACUUCUCAAGAUCUUAAAGAUUUGAUUAAUAAGAAGAAUCAAAUACGAAGAUCAAAUGUUGCCGGCGCCGGAGACCAGAUUUGCCGGCAGACUUCUUCUCACAGCGGAAUCUCAUCUUUCUCGAGCGGAAGGGUAAAGAGAGAGAGAGAAAUCUGCGGUGGAGACGGCGAAGAAGAGGCGGAGGAGACGACGGAGAGAGUAGUGUGUUCGAGAGUGAGUGAUGAUCAUGAAGAUGAAGAAGGUGUUAGUGCUCGUAAAAAGCUUAGACUCACUAAACAACAAUCUGCUCUUCUUGAAGAUAGCUUCAAACUUCAUAGCACCCUUAAUCCCAAGCAAAAACAAACCCUUGCGAGACAGCUAAAUCUAAGGCCUAGACAAGUUGAAGUAUGGUUUCAAAACAGGAGAGCUAGGACAAAACUAAAGCAAACAGAAGUGGAUUGUGAGUUUUUGAAGAAAUGUUGUGAGACUCUAACGGAUGAGAAUAGAAGGCUUCAAAAGGAGCUUCAAGAUCUUAAGGCUUUAAAACUGGCUCAACCGUUUUACAUGCAUAUGCCGGCGGCAACUUUGACGAUGUGCCCUUCUUGUGAGAGACUUGGCGGUGGUGGAGGUACCGGAGGAGCCGGCGGAGGUACGGCAGCGGUUGAUGGAGAAACGGGGAAAGGAGCUUUCUCCAUCGUCACAAAGCCUCGUUUCUAUAACCCUUUCACUAAUCCUUCUGCAGCUUGUUAGUUACUUAUUAAUUAAUUUUUUUUUUUGGGGGGUUUUUUUUUCUUAAAUCAAAUUACGAAUUAGUUAGAAAGUAAAGUCCCGGGAAAAAAUAUUACGUUGAAAUUGGGGGAAAAGGGGGUAUAUAGUCUUUAUAUUUAAAGACUCUUCAACGAUUCCACUUUAUUUUUCGGUGGGAUUGUUGGUUGAUGAAGAAAAAAAAAUAGUUUGUAAUUAUAAGCUUUAAAUUUGUAGCGGAAAUAGAAGAAGAUAUUAGGACUUACUAAUCCAUCUUCUUUUGUUUGUUUUUCUUUCUUUCCUGCAAAUAUGUAUUAUGGUAGUAUAAUUUUGCCUGUAAAAACAUAAAUAUAUAUAUAUAUAUAUAAGUUUCGUACAA
Messenger RNA from Camelina sativa (false flax), 1212 nucleotides. The record is from RefSeq and is a predicted model, not a curated record. NCBI's taxonomy places the organism in Eukaryota, Viridiplantae, Streptophyta, Magnoliopsida, Brassicales, Brassicaceae.